This is a messenger RNA of Gaeumannomyces tritici R3-111a-1, 276 nucleotides long. RefSeq lists its product as hypothetical. Bases 1 to 276 code for a protein of 91 amino acids. The transcript has a single exon. The record is from RefSeq and is a predicted model, not a curated record. Lineage: Eukaryota; Fungi; Ascomycota; Sordariomycetes; Magnaporthales; Magnaporthaceae.
AUGGUCUUGGUGACAGCCACUUCGGACGGAAAAUUCCUAGCGGCGCGUCACUGGAGUAGGGGCUCGACCCAGUUCGCUGACCAGAGAAGGAUGAAAAUUGAGGGCCGCCCGAAAGAUCUCCCGCCAGAUCUUAAUAUCAUCGCGGUGGCCAUGGCCGAAGGGCAUCUCUACAUCAACAAUAAUAACACAAGAAUCGAGGAGUACAACCACACCGCCGGCAACCCGUACUCGAUAACCUACCAGGGCAUCGUCGACAUCUUUCCCCCAGAGGAUUGA